AUGGAUUUACUUCUAGGAAAUAAUUUCUGUCAACUUUAUGGACCUUUCACUCAAUGGUUAGACAGAGUAUCUUUUCAUCUUAAUCAAGAAAUGAUUUUGAUUAAAAAGGUUACAAAGGCUUUUCAAAUUGAAAAACCAAAUUUUCUUGAAUCCAUGAAAAAAGAUUCAAAGAUAAAACAAAUUCCUGGAACCAAUAUAGCUCGAGAAGUUAUAAAAGUAGAAAGGAUAUUUUUAGUUGAAAUACAAAAGUUUCAAAAAAUUGAAGAACUACUUGAAAAAGUUUGUUUAGGAAAUCCUAUUAAUUCUGAAAAAUCCAAAAAAUGGAUGAAAGCAUCAAUAGAACUCAUUGAUCCUAAAACUGUUAUCAGGGUAAAACCUAUGAAGUACAGUCCUCAGGACAGGGAAGAAUUUAAUAAACAAAUUAAGGAAUUACUUGAUUUAAAAUUAGUUAUUCCAAGUAAAUCACCUCACAUGUCUCCAGCAUUCUUAGUUGAAAAUGAAGCUGAAAAAAGAAGAGGGAAAAAACGUAUGGUUGUAAAUUAUAAAGCCAUUAAUGCAGCUACUAAAGGCGACAGCCAUAAUCUCCCUUGUAUGCAGGAACUACUAACUCUUUUAAGAGGAAAAACCUAUUUUUCCAGUUUCGAUUGCAAAAAUGGUUUUUGGCAGGUAUUGUUAGAUGAAGAAUCUCAGCUACUAACCGCAUUUACAUGUCCUGAUGGUCAUUAUCAAUAG
Helianthus annuus (common sunflower) is the source of this 732-nucleotide messenger RNA. RefSeq lists its product as uncharacterized. The record is from RefSeq and is a predicted model, not a curated record. The coding region runs from base 1 to 732 and encodes 243 amino acids. The transcript has a single exon. Gene Ontology annotation, molecular function: aspartic-type endopeptidase activity. NCBI's taxonomy places the organism in Eukaryota, Viridiplantae, Streptophyta, Magnoliopsida, Asterales, Asteraceae. Gene Ontology annotation, biological process: proteolysis.